AUGAUGAUGCCUCGACCCAUGCCGGUUCAGCCUCCCAACGACGUGAUUCCACCUGAGCUACGGCGCAAGCGUCUUGUUGAGCGUUCAGAUCUUCGCAACGAGCGUAUGACCGAUGCCGAUGCACGCGAAGCUUUGUCCGAGUAUGUCGUAUACCGGUUCGAAAAGGUCAAUGACCCAAACGAGAUUGACGACGAAGGAAACCCCGUCAAAUCGACCUGGGAGAAUGUUAUCCGCACAGAGGUCCAAGACCUCUCUAAGCCGGCCAUAACCCGAACCAUCCGUCAACUUGAUGCUGAGGGCAAGACGGCAAUGCAGAAGAAGCUCGACCUCACAGGGACGCAGCAGCGUCAGAUCGAAAAGGCGCAAAACAAUCUCGACGCACACAACCUUGACAGGCGGUUCUAUUACACUCUGCAACAGAUCAGCACUAAGAUCAGGAAGCUCAGCAAGGACUCCAUUGAGUACCGUCAAUACAUGGCCGGGAGAAAGGCCAAGAAGGUCGUGAUAACCAAGUAUAUUUCAAACGAGAGCCGCGCUUCGGCGAGGAUGCAAAGGCCAUUCUCAAAGAGAGGGAACGGGAGAUUGAACAUCAACAACGCCUACGUGAUCAACAGCGGCAGCACCAUCUUGAUCAUCAAUUAUUUGCACGACAGCAAGGUCAUGAGUUGGCGAUGCGACAGCAGCAUGAAGAAUUUCAGCGACUUCACCCGCAACCAGUGGUUUUACCACCUCGCCCUCCGUUCCCGUUGCCGAAACCUGGCAAAGAGAAAGCCGACGUCAAAGUCAUCAAGACAGAGAAGGUUGGAGCGGAUCGGACCGUACGCCGAGUACAUCCGUCACUGGGUCCUCGGACUCCGGCAGACAUAA
Molecule: messenger RNA, 867 nt
Organism: Colletotrichum fioriniae
Lineage: Eukaryota; Fungi; Ascomycota; Sordariomycetes; Glomerellales; Glomerellaceae
Source: RefSeq, a predicted model, not a curated record